Haplochromis burtoni (Burton's mouthbrooder) is the source of this 3768-nucleotide messenger RNA. RefSeq names its product tenascin-R. The transcript has 11 exons. Gene Ontology annotation, molecular function: protein binding. Bases 1095 to 3464 code for a protein of 789 amino acids. The record is from RefSeq and is a predicted model, not a curated record. NCBI's taxonomy places the organism in Eukaryota, Metazoa, Chordata, Actinopteri, Cichliformes, Cichlidae.
GCUUGGAAAACUUGAAUGGAAUUUGCCUCUGAUGUUGCUGUAUUACUGUGCUACAGUCCUGUCGCACAAUGUCAUUUUUAAAAAAAAAAUAUAUAUAUUUUGCAUGAUUGUCUGGGAAAUGCAACCACCUCUGCGCAACCUUGAUUCAUAUGCAAUAUGUAAUCGUGUUUGUGUAAAACAGAACUAACCCAUGGUAUUAACUGAUCAUUCUUUAGUGGGGCUUUUUUUUAUUUUAUUUUUUUAAAUAAAUGCAGAUGUAUCAGUUUUCACCGUCACUCUUUUUGUUUCGCCUGUUGUUGGGAACAUUUACUUUUAGUUAUCCGUUAGAUUUGGUAGAUGAGGGGCUGGCUGGAUCAUCCCCUGAACUAACGGUCUUUUAGUAUAGAUUUUAUUACAGGAAAAAAAAAAGACAAGUGUCUGAUGUUAUAAGUUAGUGUUACUUGAGUAGUCACACAGUAAAUAGAUGUAAUGAGAACAAUUUUUUUUUCUUCCCCUUUUGGACCUUUUUCAUAAAAGGAAGUGAAUGUGAGCUCUCACGUUUGCAUGUAAACGUCAUGUUGAUGUCCCCGCUGACCAAACAGUUUUUACACUGCCAACAAUGUGUUAAAAGGCAUUCCUCUUAUUGUUUUUGAUUAUUUGGGGAAAAUAGUUUUGUAUAAGAGGGUUUCUCUAUAUUUUUCACUUUUGUAUUGUACUAAUUACUUGUAACUUUAAGCUUUAACGUAAAAUAAAUGCGAUAAGGAUCACUGUGGUUUUGUGUUCUGUUGGACAGCAUAAACAAAUAUUUUUCUGUGCUUUGCAAGUCUGGAUUAUAAAUGCAAAACUGUUGCUAUCUAAAGGCUCCUACAGUUGAAAGGAGCCUUGUGACACCAGUCAAAUGUGGGGUUUAUAACCUGUUUUAUUUGCCCGCAUCACAAACCGAGAGGUCACAAGAGAUGCGUCUGUAGACUGGGUGAGUGGUGAGCCAUCAAAUAUUCACCUUUAGGCUGUUGUUUUUGAUUAGCUGGACUUUUUAGUCACUUUGUUUUUUAUGUUUUUUUUUAUUUUUCCUUCUUCUAAUACAGUAUCAGUCUGGAAGUGUACAGAGCACCAAUAUGGGGAAGUUGCAGGUGAAAUUUUGUAUUUUUCUGUGCUGGGCUCUGACGUCGAUGUACAGCGAUGCACAGCGAGAGUAUUUCAUCCAGCGCAAAAAUCUCACCUGGGUUGACGCCCGAAACUACUGUCAGGCCUGCUUCAAAGAGCUGGUGACACUGACUCCAGACAACAUUCAGGCCCUUGCCCGGGACAUCACCUCUGACCACUGGAUCGGUCUUCGCAAGAACUUUAACUUCAAAAACAACUCUAUCGACAACUCCACCGGCAACUUAACCAGCACUGUUGCAAGCUACACAGAAAGCUACUUCACCACACACUAUAUCAACAACAGUGACUCCAGCAGCCCCAUUAUGAACUGGACUCAGUGGGCCAACGGGGAUCCCCUAGCCUUCCAAAACUGGUACCCUGGCUGGCCGCUGCCUAAACCUUCCCCAAAACCUCCCAACAAAACCGUGUGCUGCAGCUGCUCCUGCACAUGCCCAGCAAGGCCAACAACACCCAUGACUACAAACGCAGAAUUCACAACGCCCCACACGACAACAACACAAUCAGGACAUAAUGUGACAAGUUGGAGUGAUGACCCGGCUGAAACAACUGAAUUCACACCAGACUUCACUGACCAAUCUGUUGUUACCGACGAAAGUACAACACACGCAACAAGAACGGAAAACAUGACGACCCGAAGAACAACUCCAUAUUUCACCACAAGUGCACCCUGGACGACCGCUGAGAUGCCAUUAACAGCGCAGUGUGAGAAGUUGCCUGUGCAGGAGCCAGAAGAACCUGAAGACGAAGACGACAGUGAUGAUGAGAAUUACAUUGAAGACUCGUGUGUGGCCAUGCUCAGCUUCGGGCCGUGGAUUGAAAAGAGCUGCCUGGAGCGUCUGCCAUUUAUUUGUUAUGAAGAUCGCUUCAUGGGACAAGUCAGCGUCACCAAUAUAACUUUUGAGAGCGCCAACCUGACAUGGUUGGUUGCACCGGGCGAUAUCAGCCAUUAUCGGGUAGAGGUCGAAGGUCAAAAGGAUAACAAAACAUGGGGGUUUAACGUCACUGAUUUGACCUGUGGCCUCUCCAACCUGACAGCAGGCACCUCCUACUCGGUCCAGGUGUUCCCCGUCAAGUGUCAAAGAGACCUCAACCCAGAGAACGCCACCUUCUACACCAUACCUAAGGCAGUCACAAACCUGACAGUCAGUUCUGUGGAGAAAAACUCUGUCUGUCUGAGAUGGGAAAAACCAGAGGGAAACGUGGAUUUCUAUCGUCUGACUUACGAGACCACCCUUGUUAAAGUGACAACAGAGACAAUAAAGGUUGAGGGUUUGAUACCUGGAACCCCCUACAAUUUCACUGUCGUCUCGGGAGUCAAUGAUGCAUCUAAAUGGAGCUAUGAAGCUCACGUCUCAGCGUAUACCAAGCCUGAUAAAGUUUACAACCUGACAGUGUCUGAUAACACAAAAGAGUCGAUAUUGGUCAAAUGGGAUCGACCUGUGGGAAACUUCACAGAUAUCCGUGUGGUAGCUAACUACACGAAUAGCACGAGCCUGUUUAAUACAACUGUAAAGUCCACUCAGCAGAACGUGACAGUAACAGGUCUGCCACCGGCCACACAUAUAUUCAUCUAUGUGACCGUGCGGGUCAACGAAGACCUGGUGGGAGAAACCAAAAUAAUCGACAGCUUCACAACUCCUGGACCGAUUUCAAAUUUGACUUUGACUACAACUAGUGAUUCCCUCACUGCUACCUGGGAGCCUCCUGUUGGUAGCGCUUUAAAUUUCACAGUCGAGCGCUGUCUCAACCUUUGUGUAAACGAAACAAGUGUAACAACAAGCAUCACAUUCAAAAAUCUGAAGAAUGCUGCCAAUUACUCUGUGACCGUCUAUGCAGUGAGUGGACAAUUUACCAGCACGCCAGUGUCCGCCUACAAGUUCACCCUGCCAAAUCCUCCUAUUGAUCCCAAAGUCACUAGUGUCAGUAACGACAGCAUCACCUUUGCCUGGGACGCACCUAAAAACACAUUAUCACCCACGUAUGGUGUCACACUCAACUCCAGCUUCUGGGGUCACAGUUGGAGUGAUACAACUGAUAAAACCACGUUUACAUUUUCUGGCCUGACAUCAGGGACCACCUAUAAUUUCAGUGUGUACGCAAUCGCUGACGGACGGGAAAGUGCCCCAGUACACUGUGCAAAUUCCACAGUUCCAGACCUAAAGGAAAUCAGCCUGUCGAUGCUGUGCUCCUCGUCCGAGGCUCUCCUGUGUGAUGAGAACUCAACAAGGAACGAAGUAUUUAAUGAGCUGAAGAAGAAAUUCACAACGCUGUUGGGCGGGCACAUCAACUGGGAUCUUGAGCAACAAAGGAAACAAGGAUAAGCCACUUCAUAUUUCCUGCUAUUUAGUCAUACAAACUUCAAAGUUGUGCUUCAGUAAAAUGUACAGCGACUUUUCUGAUCAGAAUUGUGAUAUGUGAUUACUAUACCUGCAGAUAUAUUCAUUUAUUGAUUAAUUUUUAUUUUUUCAUUUUUAAUAGGCUAUAGGAAUAAAGUAGAUGACCAAUCAUUAUUAAAAUCAGCAUUUUAUUUGUUCUUUUUUUCCACAUCACCUUCUAUUUUUUUUCUUCUCGACCUGAACUUUGUACGCCGAGGAUGUUUUAAAUAAAAACACUCUAAUAUCUAAA